AUGGAGGCCAGUAGAACAUUCCAAGAGAUAAUGGAGGCCAGUAGAACAUUCCAAGAGAUCAUGGAGGCCAAUUCAGGCACAAUGGCUCUAUUUCCGGACAUUUUCAAUCUAGCCAAUAGUUCGGACAUCUCAGUGAAUGCUACAUGUGGUGAAACUGGCCCGGAAGUGUUUUGUAAGUUAGUGCAACAUGUGAAGAUCUUUCCGUCGUCCAAUCAGCACUGUGAUAUCUGCGACGCCUAUAGUGCCACCGCCUCACAACGACAUCCCAUCACCAAUGCUAUUAAUGGCCUUAGGUCUUGGUGGCAGAGUCCAUCUGUUACCAAUGGGUGGGAGUACAACUAUGUUACAAUCACACUUGACCUCAAACAGGUGUAUCAUGUGGCUUACAUAAUAGUGAAGGCUGCCAACUCUCCUCGGCCUGGAAACUGGAUCCUAGAAAAGUCAGUGGAUGGAAUAAACUUUGAGCCAUGGCAAUACUUUGCUCGGUCCAACAAGGAAUGUUACAGGGCAUAUGGUAUCCGUGCCACGCGGGGACGUCCCAGAUACACAAGGGACAAUGAAGUUAUAUGUACCUCCUUCUAUUCUAAGCUAGUCCCCUUUGAAAAUGGAGAGGUCAUAGUAUCAUUAGUGAAUGACAGACCUGGGAUAGAGAACCCUAGUGAAACACUGCUGGAUUUCCUGUCUGCUAGAUAUGUUCGGCUACGCCUGCAGAAAAUUCUUACCCUGAAUGCUGAUCUCAUGACAUUUAGGUUCCGUGACACUAAAUACCUGGACCCCUCAGUGACACGGCGGUAUUUUUAUUCCAUAAAAGACAUUUCCAUUAGUGGCCAGUGCAUAUGUUAUGGCCACGCCUCCAGAUGUCUCACCAUCAGACGCACAGAUAGACUGCGCUGUGAGUGCAGACAUAAUACCUGUGGUAAUAACUGUGAGAAAUGCUGUCCCAGAUUUAAUCAGAAACCAUGGAGACGAGGGAUGAAUGGGAAUGCAUUCGCUUGUGAAGCAUGUAAUUGUCAUCGCCAUUCUGACGAGUGUGUGUACAAUGCUACAGUGGCUGAGCAAGGUCUUAGUCUCAACAUACGUGGGGAAUAUGAUGGUGGAGGGGUGUGUCUCAACUGUCGGGAAAAUACAGCUGGUGUAAACUGUGAGAGAUGUCAGGAUGGAUACUACCGCCCAGCGGGUGUACCACCAUCCAGUCGUCGUCCCUGUCGUCGCUGUAACUGUCGGGAGUCCCGAGGGUCAACCAGUCGCUGUGUGCCAGAUGAUUCAAGGAUGGACGAGGGCCUGAUCCCAGGUCAUUGUGUGUGUAAGCCUGGUUUUGGAGGUCAAAAUUGUAACCAGUGUGCCGCUGGAUACCAUGGUUACCCUAACUGUGAACCAUGCCCAUGUAACUCUGCGGGGACAGUUGAUGCUACCCAGUGUGAAGGAUCGUGUGUCUGUAAGAGUAAAGUUGAAGAUCGAAACUGUGAUCGCUGUAAGCCAGGGUACUUUAACCUCCAGAAGUCUAACCCAGAUGGCUGUACAGAAUGUUUCUGUUUUGGUGUCAGUUUCUCCUGUUCCUGUUCAGGCCUUGGACUACAAGAGAUUUGUGACAUGAGGGAUGGUAUGAGUGGAUGGACCAUUACAACACUAGACAGGUCUAAGGGAUUCACACUUUUCUCUAAGACUAAUGACGAAGGUUGGCUGGAGCAUCGUUCCUACCCCUCGCGCAGUCAGAACUCUCUUGAUUCUAGGGACAGCCAACUUAUCUACUAUUGGCAAGCUCCUGUCAGUUACCUUGGCAACAGGCUGAGCUCAUAUGGAGGUAUGUUCUCUUAUACCACAAAGUACACCCUGGACUACAUGGCUCGUGUACAGAGACAUCUAUAUGAUAUAGACAUCAUCAUCCAGAGUGGAAACAUCACAAUAAGCCCAGGGAGAAACUAUCUGCGUGAGAACACAGAGAAGAUGGUGCGAGUCCCUCUGGUGGAGAAGGACUGGUUUAUGUUCACAGACACAGGGCUGUACUCCACGUCCCUGACACCAAUAACACGACGACAGUUCAUGGAAAUUCUCUAUCAAGUAGAUCGCAUCCUGAUUCGUGCCACGUAUCACUCUGCACAGGACAUUGUCUUUUUGAAGAAUGUGAUAUUAGAGAGUGUAAGUGACACAUCACAUAGUCCAUUGUCACUCCCUAGUGUGGAGAUGUGUAACUGUCCUCCAGGCUAUGCUGGGCUCUCCUGUGAGAGAUGUGCCCCAGGAUUUAGAAGAUUAAAUGGCCAGCUGUAUGGAGGAAUCUGUGAAGGAUGUGAUUGUAACCAACAUGCUGAUACAUGUGAUCUUGUUACUGGCAGGUGUUCGGAAUGUAAGCACUUUACAACGGGUGACAACUGUGACCAGUGUUUACCAGGUUACUAUGGUGACCCACGGCGGGGUACGGAAACUGACUGUAAACCCUGCGCCUGUCCUCUCCCAGACAGAAACAACAACUUUGCCACUUCAUGUCGCCUGGAUCCCAUACCUAAUAACUAUGACAACUACGUGUGUGAAGGCUGUCGGACAGGAUACACAGGACAGUACUGUGAAAGGUGUGCUCCAGGUUUCUAUGGUGACCCCAGACAGCCGGGAGGUAACUGUCGCCCAUGUAGCUGUAACGGUAAUAUAGACACAACAGAUUAUGGUAGUUGUGAUCCCAGAACAGGGGCAUGUCUCCGAUGUCGUGACAACACUGAGGGAGACCAGUGUGAGCGUUGCAUUCCUGGAUACUUUGGUACAGCUAGAAAUGGUGACUGUCAGAGGUGUAACUGUGACCAGGGUGGAUCACUGACCACUGAGUGUAACAGACAAACUGGACAGUGUGAGUGUCGGUCAAAAUUUGGAGGACGGCGUUGUGACCAAUGUCAGGACCACUAUUACGGCCUGCCCCGUGGACAGGGUUGUUCCCCAUGUGAUUGUGACCUAGUGGGGUCACUAUAUCGCCAAUGUGACAGGACAACUGGCCAGUGUGUGUGCCGUCCUGGGGUCGGGGGAAGAACUUGUAAUGAAUGUAACCCGGAUUACUUUGGAUUUUCUGUCUAUGGCUGUAGAAGAUGUGACCCCUGUGACAAGCCAGGUCAUAUCUGUGACCCACAGACAGGUAACUGUGUAUGUCCCCCGUAUACCACUGGACCACGAUGUGGUCGCUGCCGUCCCAAAACCUGGGGAUAUCAUCCCACUGAAGGCUGCAAGCCCUGCAGGUGUAAUCCUGGGACCUCUAAGUCUGCACAGUGUAACCGCAGCACAGGGAAGUGUAAUUGUAGGAGAGAUUACACCGGAGACCAAUGUGAUCGUUGUCUAUUUGGUUAUCAUGGCUUCCCUAACUGUGUGGCUUGUCAGUGUGACGAUCGUGGAACCAAUGCCAGCAGCUGUAGAAGUCCUAACAAGUGUGAUUGUGAUGACCGUGGACAAUGUGUGUGUAAGGAAAAUACGGAGGGGGAAGCAUGUGACAGCUGUAAGCCUAAUGCCUUCAGUCUGGACAAAGAGAAUCCCAGUGGCUGUACUAAAUGCUUUUGUUUUGAGAGAUCCUCCACCUGUAAGCAGGCUCCCUAUGUCUGGGAUCUGGUGAGAAUUCCAGAUAUGCGGAUGACCUUUGACCCAAGAGUAUCCAGAGCUGUGACCCGAGAGUUCAAAUACUACAAUGUGAUACCAGAGGGCACUGCUUACACAUCUAUCCCAGAGUACCUGAGGGCUGGGCCACUCUAUUGGAAGCUGCCCAUAACAGGGGACAUGACCCUGUCCUAUAAUGGUAAACUGCGGUUCAAUGUGAUGUACCGUACUGAGGACAACCCUGGACCCUUCAUUCAGCCUCAUCCGGACGUUGUGAUCAUAGGCAACACUUUUCAAAUGUUAUACAACAGCACAGGGUCCUGGAUGCCAGACUCAACACGAAGCUCAGUUCUUCAGCUGCACGAGAGUGCUUGGCAGAUACAAGGAUUUGACAAGGUAGCGACAAGGAAGAUGAUGAUGAUCGUUCUCCAGAAUGUCACAGCCAUUUUAGUGCGGGCUUCUUAUGACAAAAAUACUGUAUAUUCAGAAAUAACAGACAUUGGUUUAGAGAUAGCAGUACCUCCUGUACCUGGUCGUAAUCCAGAACCAGCCUUAGGGGUAGAGGUCUGUGAGUGUCCAGACAAGUACGAUGGACUUUCCUGCCAGUUGCCUGCACCAGGAUUUUAUAAGUUCCGAUAUAACCUGACCAUAGAGAUCUCUGACCCCAUCCUAAUUAUUGGAGGAGUGGAGAAGUGUUUCUGUAAUGGCCAUAGCGAUAUGUGUAACAUCAUUUCUGGGCAGUGUCAGAAUUGUACGGGUAACACUUAUGGACACAACUGUGAGUUAUGUGCCCCUGGAUACUAUGGUGAUGCCACUAGAGGGACAAAUUCUGACUGUAGGCCAUGUUUAUGUCCAAGUGUAACCAACAGUUUCAGUACAACAUGUGAGAUCCAGAGAAGUGGUUUGGUUUGUACCAACUGUUCAGUAGGCUACACAGGGACCCGCUGUCAGAGGUGUGCAGAUGGUUACUAUGGUAACCCGACAGAGGUGGGAGGGUCCUGUGUGCCCUGUAAAUGUAAUGUAGAGGGUUCAGUGUCGGGUCGCUGUGACAGUAAUGGACACUGUGUGUGUCUGCCAGGAAUUAUGGGUGAGAAGUGUGAUUCGUGUCAGCCAAGAUAUGCUGUGGUGGAUGGUGCUUGUGUCUCCUGUGAUGUUGGAUGUACUGCUGACCUGAUGUUAGAGAUGGACAAGCUAGACAACAUUACUUUGACUGUCAACAUCACAGGGAUAUUUCCUGUCCCCUGGGAUAGACUGUGGAGGAUUAAUAAUGACACUAAACAACUCCGGGAACAAUGGGAUGCACUACAGAUGGCUGAGAUCCGAGAUUUAGAAAGUCAGUUGGCACCCCUGAAAAUUAAGGCAGAGGAACUGAAAACAAAGUCUGUCAACGUGAUGGCUGAUGGAGAAGUUGCAGUUAUGGAGGCAGAAAAACUUGACGAAAAUGCCAACAAAAUUGAGGAUGAAAUUGAUGUCCUUUUCAACGAACUCAAAAACAUUGUAGCCAAUAUUGGCGUUUCUAUAGAGCGACAUCCUAAUUCUAGUGGUAUAAACAUAACCGAAGCCCUGGCUGAAGCCAAGGAAAUCUUAAAGGAAAUAGAGGACAGAGAUUUCUCGCAGAAGGAGGUAGAAAUUGCCAUGAAGGCCAUGAAGAUCGGAGAAAUACGGAAUAAACUAAAUAACAUGAAAGCUCGUCUGCUUGACACUUCUCCUGUGAAGACUGUGCUUGAUGAUGCUCAGAGGCGACUACAAGACCUCAGACAGAAGACUAAUGCCACGGAGAAAGUUGUGGAUGAAGUGUCCGGUAAAAACCUUGGCAUCACUGUAAAAAAUAAAAGAUUAGAGAAUCUGAUGUAUGAUAUAGAUGGAGCCCAGGAUCAGGUUGUACAGAGUUUAGUCAUUGGCUAUCAAGUUAUCAAGGACGCUCGUGCUCUGCUAAGGCGUACUCGCCUCAACAUCCAGAAUGUGAACAGUGAAGCGAGCUCCCUUGACUAUAUUCUACCAGAGCUUAGGAAGGUAGACACCGAUCUUGGAAAAGCAAUUCCUCUGGCAGAAAACCAUACCCAAGUGGCAUGGGACCAUGCCAGAAACCUUGAUCAACAGGCUGAUGUCCUGGAAAAGAUGUUUGAGAAGGCAAGAGCUGAUGCAGAACUUCCCCUAAAAGCAGCUAAUGUUUAUAAAAACAUUGUUUCGGCAAUAGAUGAAGCUGAGGAGGCAGCUCUGAGGGCAUUAGCGGCUGCUGACAACUCCACAGAUCUGAUUGACCUUGACAGAAUCAAGAACACAGUUGAAAAAUCACUCAAUAGAAGCAGAGAUUUACUGAAGAGAGCCAACAAGGCUGGAACAGAUGUUACAGACCUGGCUGGGGAUUUGAAGGCUAUGGAGAAUACACUGGACAUUGUAAACAAUACCCAGGCCAAUACUCGGGACAAACUACAUGCUACUGACCAGGACAUGAAUAAACUAUCUAAAGAUAUUAGUGACAGAGCAAGGGCAGUGAUGGAGGAUAUGAAUAAUACAGAGACUUCAAUGAAAGCGACAAAGGACAAGGUCAAGGGUAUCCAGGACAACAUCAACAAUGACCUCAUACCCAAGCUAAAGUCAAUGCAGGAUUUUAACAUAGAUAGGAUAGCUAUUGCUGUUCAAAAUUCAGCUGACAACGUAACUGCAAACAUACUCAGCAUCCAGGCGAUUAUAGAUGAUGUUGAGGCUGCAUCAAAUAAAACCAAGGAAGAGGAGACAAAGCUGGAGGCCAAACUAAAGAAACUCAGAGACAGCAUCAAACAAGCCCGUGCUCAGGCAGAGAAGGUGAAGGUAUCCCUAUCUACAGCAGGCAGCUGUUCAAGGUCAUUUGUUCCCCAGACUCAACCUCGUACCACCAACAGCAUCAACUUCAUCUUCAAAACCAACAACUCUGCUACUGAUAUGUUGUUAGUCCUUGUUCAGAAGAGUCCUCAGGAAUACAUGGCCCUGGACCUGAUUGGGGGUAAGAUGCACUUCUCUUGGGAUGCAGGCAGUGGACCAGGGUCUGUUACCAAUGACAUGAUCAUAAUGAAUGAGGAAAACUUCAUUACUGAGAACAAGAAGUGGUACCAUGUUAGUGCUGAAAGGUUUUUAGCUCAAGUUGUAGCCCAAGGCAAUAUGUCAGGAUGUAUGGGAGAGCUCUUCAUUGAUGACAUACGUGUUGGACUUCACAACUUUAAACAGUCAUAUGGGACAUGUGGAGGCUGCAGAGAUGUUCCCUCCCCUGGCAGUCUGUCUACCGACACCUUCAGCUUCGACGGAACUGGUUACUCCUCCCUUGCUCAGGAUGACAAGUACAUCAGUGUCCGAACAUUCAUCAAGUUGGAGUUUAAAACUUUCUGGGAAAACACCACUUUGCUGUUUUCAGGGAACCCCUUAUCUGGAGAUUUUAUAUAUUUGAGCCUGCUAAAUGGACAUGUUAAAGCCCACAUAUACAUGGGCGGUCAGAGUCACAUACGUCUGGAGACCAACAACUUGUACAAUAACAAUCAGUGGCACAAGGUGCUCCUCAACCGGAACAAACUCCAGGCCUUCAUGUCAGUUGGGGAUGCGGAGGAAUCUAUAGCAGAAGCUGCCCCUGGUAACACAGGACUGGAGAUCAAGAAUGUACCCUUGUUCUUCGGAGGAGUGCCCGAGAGUUUUGAUCUCACUCCAUUUCAGAAAAGGGGUGUCCUGACAAGCAUGCCUUUCCUAGGAUGUAUGCAGGAAAUCCAGGUUGAUCUGAAGACAAGGGAUCUACUUCAGGGAAAUUCUGUUGGAGUUAAACAAGGCUGUCCAAUAUCUGGUUAUCGUAAAGUUGGUUUCUAUGGCAAUGGUUUCGCUAUGUAUGAUGGGAGUCCACUCGCAAAGGAUUCUGGUGAAGUGUCUCUGUCCUUCACCUCAACACAAAGGGACACAAUGCUCCUCUUGGCCAAGGACACUGACCAGGAGCUUGAUAUGGAGCCUAAGAACUUUUAUUCAUUGGCGCUGGUUGAUGGCCAUAUAGAGGGUAGAUUCAGUGGCACUUUUCUACCAGUGACACUAACAUCAAACAAGACAUACAACGAUGGUCGUCUACAUAAUGUGGCUGUGCGCAAAAUGAAGAGGGUGAUGGAGCUUUAUGUGGACGAUGUGUUAGUGGGGUAUGGCACCCUCCCCAUGGCCACUCAGGGAAUCGGUGUUGAGAAGCUCUACUUGGGAGGGGCCCCUAAUCUGUCCAACCGCCAGGUGAUGGUAGCCAACAUCAAUGGCCUCGACGGCUGUAUUAGUGACAUCAUCAUUGACGGAAAUAUCUUAAGUUUAAAUAACCCUGAGCAGUAUGAGCAUGCUGAUAUUGGUCGGUGUAGAGCAGGCAUUACUUCUGUACUGGUUACCCCGGAAACCACCCCUAAACCUACCCCAAAACUCACCCCUGCACCUACCCCUAAGCCUACCACCAAGAGACCUACAACACCUGUGCCUACUCCGGAACCUACUUUGCCUACAAUUAAACCAGAUUCUUGUGCUGAUCCAACUGCUGAAACUACAGAAUUCCUGGCGCUGGCAUUUGGAGAAUCACCUGAAAGCUUUGGAGAAAUCGCACUGGACAAGAGAAGUGUCUCCUCUGUAUUUAAUGUGACCAUUGACUUCAAAACAUUCCUACCUUCGGGAUCAUUCUUCUACAUCACCAACCCUCAGAAAGUAGCAUACCUGGCUGUGCAGCUCAUUGAUGGUCAUGUAUCCCUGCUGUACAGAUAUAAUGGUGACAGCUUUAUUCUCAAUGACACCGCAAGGGUCAAUGAUGGUCAGUGGCAUACUCUAGUGGUCAAUAAAGGCACCAAGCUCAUCAAACUUAGAGUGGACAAUGGUCGAGAAAGCAGGGGUCGAGUCCAAAAGAGGAUGGAGCUGGAAGGUCCAAUGUAUGUAGGUGGAGGCUUCCCUACCAUUGCUACACCCCCAGGAUUGGUUGAUCACAGCUUGAGAGGGUGUAUAAGGAACUUCAUGAUCAACGGUAAUGUGAUCUUGAUCGCUGAUGCUGACAUUGUCAGUGGCAUCAGAAACUGCUACAAAACUACAGAGCCUGGAGUGUACUUCAGUGGAGGAGCCCAUGGAGUUCUAGAUCGUGAAUAUGAUAUUGGAUCUAAGAUGGUGGUGAGUUUUGCAUUCAGGACACACAAGCCAAAUGGAGUGAUAUUGACUAUUAGUGACCCAUCCGGAUCCCCAGCUUUAACACUGGAACUGUUCGAGGGACAGGUUAAAAUGACAGUAAGCAAUGAAGACAGAUACUCUGCCACAACCAAAGGAAGUCAGUUCUCCUUUUGUAACAAUGAAUGGCACACUGUUGAAGCCAGUGUCAUUGGCAAUGUCAUCAAACUUAUCGUAGAUGGAAAGGCUGAGUUUGGUGUCAGUUCCAGAGACGCUACAUUCAUCACAACGUUCUCACCUCUGAUAGUAGGGGGCAUACCUGUAUUUGCUACAGUGCAAGGGGCUGCUUCCUCAGAUGAAAACUUCCAAGGGUGUUUGCGAGACUUUAAGUUGGGCCGGGUUGAAGGAGAUACACCACAUGUAGACUGGUUUUCCAUACCCAUAGACCGUAACAUCUACAAGACUGGCUGCCCUGUAUGA
Messenger RNA from Ylistrum balloti, 9165 nucleotides. Its product is annotated as laminin subunit alpha-2-like. Gene Ontology annotation, cellular component: basement membrane. Gene Ontology annotation, biological process: regulation of embryonic development; axon guidance; regulation of cell migration. Gene Ontology annotation, molecular function: extracellular matrix structural constituent; signaling receptor binding. The transcript is spliced from 60 exons. Lineage: Eukaryota; Metazoa; Mollusca; Bivalvia; Pectinida; Pectinidae. The record is from RefSeq and is a predicted model, not a curated record. The coding region runs from base 1 to 9165 and encodes 3054 amino acids.